Arachis duranensis is the source of this 1452-nucleotide messenger RNA. RefSeq lists its product as uncharacterized. The transcript has 2 exons. NCBI's taxonomy places the organism in Eukaryota, Viridiplantae, Streptophyta, Magnoliopsida, Fabales, Fabaceae. Bases 1 to 1452 code for a protein of 483 amino acids. The record is from RefSeq and is a predicted model, not a curated record.
AUGGUUGAUAGAGUUACAGUAAGAGUAUAUUAUUUUGGUCAGAUUCUAUUACAAACAUCUGAAGGAGUGAGAUUUAGUUGUGAGAAGCCGUUAGAUAUUGUUAUUCCGUUCACAAUCUCAUUUGAGGAGCUAAAAGGUGUGAUUUGUGAGAAGAUAGGUUUUCAGAUAGCCAAAAGAAUAUCAUGUAUGGUAUACAGAUAUCCCAUACCGGUAUUUGGCGGUUUCGUGCAGUAUCAAACCAAGUAUGUAACCGACGAAGCGAGUAUGCAGGAGAUGUUUCCAAUGUAUUUUGAAAGUCGCAGUCAGAUAUCGGUGAUAGAGUUGUACGUCGAAUUCGAACAAUCUGAAGCGGACCGAAAUAUUGAAGGGGAAGAAUACGAUAGUGACAGUGAGGAAGAGUUUGAAAGCAAUUACGAAGCUGUUGCUCCAGAAGGUGAAGAAGAUCAAGGUGACGGGGAGGUGGCUCCAAAUGUGGGAGACGUUGCAAAUGCACUUGCAAACGAAGAUCCCUUUGAGGAGCCGUCCUUCAUGCGGGUUCUGGACUUGGAAGCCAUGCAUGCGCCGGAGUUUCCGGAAUAUAUGAGUGCCGAAAUUCCUAUGGUCGCAGAUGGUGAAUUUGCAAUCGGAAUGGAAUUCAAUUCUAGGGAAGCUGUUAUGAUGGCGGUGAAAGAUUAUACCAUCCGAAGAGGUGUAGACUACCGUGUUUAUGAGUCAGAGCCGUUGACCUUCUAUGCGAAGUGUACACAGUAUGGAUCAGGUUGUGAUUGGCUUAUCAGGGUUAGCAUGAUCAGCAGAAAGUAUUGUUGGGUUAUAAGGAGGUACAACGGUUCUCACACUUGUACUAGAGCCACUAUUUCUCAGGAUCAUUCGAAGCUGGAUUCGAACACAAUUGCGGAAGCAAUAAAGCCGUUGGUUGAGGCUGACCCGUCGAUAAAGGUGAAAUCAGUUAUUGCGGAGGUGCAGUCGAAGUUCAAUUACACCAUCAGCUAUCAGAAAGCAUGGUUGGCGAAGCAAAAAGCAGUGGAAAAAAUAUUUGGUGGUUGGGAAGCAUCAUAUGAAGCUUUGCCUAUAUGGUUUCAGGCCAUGUGUAACAAGGAGCCAUCGGCAAUCGUCCAUUUCGAGACUAUGUCUGCAUAUCAAGGUGAUGACGAAGUAACUGAUAUUCGGGUAUUGCACAGAGUCUUCUGGAGUUAUUACCCAUGCAUUAGAGCGUUCAGACACUGCAAGCCAGUUGUCCAGGUUGAUGGGACUCACUUGUACGAAAAGUAUAAGGGUUGUUUGUUGGUCGCAGUUUCACAGGAUGGUAACAAUAAUAUCGUCCCUAUUGCGUUUGCAAUUGUGGAGGGGGAGACUUCUGAUGCAUGGCACUUUUUCCUUAGUAAUCUGCGACAACAUGUUGUGACUCGGGAUGGUGUGGGACUGAUUUCUGACAGGCACGAAUCCAUCAACUAA